UUUGUUUGGAGGGAUUCCUCGGUUUUCAAGUUUCGCACACAUUCCCUUCAAAAUCUCGACUCAUUCAACGCGCUUUCGCCAUCCUCUCUCUCUUCCCUUCUUCAACUCUGGUAGAGAGCUUUUUGCAAAUCAAUGUAGCAGUCCACCUCGCAUUCAAUAUGUAGCGGCGCGUAUCUCUGUCUCCAUGUCUUUGUCUCUCUGUUCCGCCAUGUCUUUAUCUCUCUUCUUCAUCUGGUUCAUCGCGCUCCCAGCCUUCCUAAACGCUCAAUCCCCAGGUCUUCUUCUGGACUGUGGGGCUCCUCGACCAACCUCAGAAGCCGGCCUUCAAUGGCUCCCCGACUCCGAUUUCAUCAACACAGGAAACACAACUUCUCUCUCUACACCCCACAUCCGAACCACUCUAUCCUCUCUCCGAUAUUUUCCGGACACCAAAGCUCGCAAAUUUUGCUAUGUUCUCCCUGUAAUCAAAGGCGCUCGAUACCUGGUUAGAACUACAUUUUUCUAUGGUUCUUUUGAUGGGGGCGAAACGCCACCAAUUUUCGAUCAAUUGGUUGAAGGAACACUAUGGAGCACCGUAAAUACUUCUUCUGAUUAUGCUUUGAAUCUCUCUUCUUACUAUGAAAUUAUGGUUCAAGCCACUGGUAAAAGCUUGAGCGUGUGUCUCGCUAGGAAUUCUCUCACUAGAUCUCACCCCUUUAUAUCUUCUCUUGAAUUGACACAAAUUGGGAACUCUGUGUAUAAUUCGACCGACUUCUCUCAACAUGCUCUUGCAACGGUUGCUCGAGAUAGCUUUGGAUAUGGAGGCCCCAUCAUCAGGUACCCUGACGACCAUUUUGAUCGUUUCUGGGGUCCCUUCACAGACUCUAGCCCAACAGUGAACAAAACCGGGAACGUCUCAUCAACUGGGUUUUGGAACAUGCCCCCCGCUAGAAUCUUUAAAACCUCUUUGACUUCAAAUCUACCCAACCCUCUUGAAUUGCAAUGGCCUCUUUUCCCUCUUCCCAAUUCAAGCUACUACGUUGCUCUCUACUUUGAAGAUAACCGUGAGAUUGGAUCAUCGAGGGUCUUCAACGUCUCAGUGAAUGGAGUGACUUUCUUUCGCAAUUUGAAUGUCACAACAUCCGGUGUUGUUGUUUUUGCAACAAUGUGGCCUCUCUCUGGACACAUCCAGAUUGUCAUGACCCCAGCUGAGGGCUCUACAGUUGGGCCUCUGAUUAAUGGAGGAGAGAUUCUUCAGGUCUUAAUGCUCGGUGGAAGAACUGUAACUAGAGAUGUGAUUGCUUUGGAGGUCAUGAAAAGAAGCUUGGCAAAGGUGCCUCUUGAUUGGCAAGGUGACCCUUGUUUGCCUCGCCAAUACUCAUGGACUGGAGUAACAUGCUCUGAAGGCUCAAGGAUACGUGUUAUUGCCCUGAAUUUGACGGGACUGGGUCUUUCUGGAUCGCUAUCGCCUAGAAUUGCCAAUUUAACUGCAUUAUCUGACAUUUGGCUCGGGAAUAACAACCUCUCAGGGUCUAUACCAGACUUCAGCCCUUUAAGAAGACUUGUUUCCCUGCAUUUGGAGAACAACCAAUUCAGCGGAGAGAUUCCUCCUACUCUUGGAAAUAUCAGCGGUCUCAGGGAACUUUGGUUACAGAACAACAACCUCACUGGUGUAGUACCUAAUAGUCUGCAGACUAAACCUGGACUGGACCUCAGGGUAUCUCCUGGCAACCGUCUUGUUAACUCAAUGCCUGGGGCAGCAACAUAGUAAAAAUGGUCUGUUAUGGCUUAUGGCUUCUUCCUCUCAAGAGUUAUUUUGGUUUUUUGAUUUUUCCCUUGGCUGAGCUAGGUCAAUGUUCUUGAGGAGCUUAAUGGCUGAUUCUAAUGUGUGGGCAAUGUGUAGAUUUUAAGGAGCUUAAUGGCUGAUUCUAAUGUGUGGGCAAUGUGUGGAUUUUAAGAUAUGGAAUUGUACAGACCUUCCUUGUGAGACAUGUGGAUAUUUUGUUCAGUUAUUGAUUUCAUCGUCUGUUUGUUUGGCCUCUCUCUCUCUCAUAUUGUGAGUUGGUGAGGCUGGAAUGUUGACAAUUGAUGAAGACCCAUUCUAUAAUAUUUCUUUAUCAAAUUGUUUAUGAAUAUUUUAUGAAUUGAUCAGUGAUUGUAUUGGUUGUGA
Messenger RNA from Amborella trichopoda, 2149 nucleotides. Its product is annotated as putative LRR receptor-like protein kinase At1g51890. The record is from RefSeq and is a predicted model, not a curated record. Lineage: Eukaryota; Viridiplantae; Streptophyta; Magnoliopsida; Amborellales; Amborellaceae. Gene Ontology annotation, molecular function: protein binding.